UUUCAGAAGAAGCGGCAGACGAUGAUGAUCAACGAUGACGAUGAGACGUUCGAUGACCAAUAUCCAGCAGAUGAAGUGACCGCAGCAACGAUGCGUAGACUUGCUUUUGAAAAAAUGGAUGAUGAUUAUUAUCUCGGUGGAGCUGUUGGGGAUGAAGUUUUUGAUUCAGAGGAUGAUGUGAGCUCGGACGAUGAGGUGAAGACGCAUCUUCGGAAACUUGCUGGAAUCGAAAAAGAAGUCACAAAAGAUGCAUUCGGUCGCCGUCGACGUCGUUCUGAAUUCGAAGAUGACAUGGACGAUGAGCUUGAUCGAAGCAUCACAGACUAUGCUAGCGAGCAUCUUGGAUUGAAACCGAAAGUUGUGGAAAUUGAGGAUGUUCCUGAGAAAUCUGAGAAAAAAGAAAUUAAAAAAGAAGAAUCUUCAAAUCCGAAAUAUGAUGAAGAAUGCCAGCAGGCUGAUGAGCAGUGGCGCCGUGAAACCGAUGAUGUUGAACGGAAAAUGGCGGCUCUGGAGCUUCUUCCCUAUGAUGUGGACCUUACUGAUAGUGAAGUUGAUCCAGAAAUGCCUGCGGCAGUGCUGAAGGAUAAAAGUGGUCAAGCUGUGAAGCUGGUGUAUAGUUGUAAGAAUGGAGAGAUGUUCGAUGUGGAGGAUCGGAGGAAGGUUCAGAAGGAGCGGAGAAUGAGAAUUGCAGCUUCCAGGAUUCCAGAGAAGAAACGAAGAGAAAAAAUGAUAAAGACAGUGGUGGAGACAUUUACGCAAAAUGAUGUGGAGAGUGUGGAGGGUUCAGUUAAGAAAAUAUACGAGGAAAAAGCGAAACCCUCCCAACCACUUGCUUCGAUUCUCAAAAAGACUGUAUCACCACAGAAAAAGAUGAAAUUGGAAGAAGAAGAAGAAGCUCCGAAAGUGGUACAUAUGGAAACAGAUGAAGCUACUGCUGAAGAAGAGACAAAUCCCAUUAAACGAGCAGCAAUGGAUAGACUGAAAGAAAUUGAAAAGAAUGAUGAAUUACUGUAUGAUGAUCAAGAAGAUGAAGACAAUGAAAAAUGGGUCAAAGAGCAUCGGAAAAUCGCUAGAGGAUCAGAUGCUCCCGGAAGUUCAGAAGCCGAUGGAGUUCUCUCGUGUCCCGGAUGUAUGGUUGAGCUCACUAGAGAUUGUCAGCGUCACGAGAUUUACAAAACGCAAUACAGGGCAAUGUUCGUCACAAAUUGCCAGCUGGACGGUGAGAAAAUGGCAAUAGAAAAGACCGGAAAAGAUCGUCGCCGCGACCGGCAAAAGGCCAAAAAAUCGGGAAAAAUGGCAGAUGGUCCAGUAUUACCUGAUGAAAUGUACACACAAGUCAAAUGUUCAUCGUGUGGUACGAUUGUGGCAAUGAUGGAUUCGGAUGAGAUUUAUCACUUUUUCAAUGUUCUUGCCGGUUACUCCUAGAAGUUUAUAUGGUCUUUUUUCAUAUCUAAUCUUGUUUUUAUUGUUGUUCUUUCACUUCCGGGAAUUUUUGUGUUACAGUUAAAAAACUAAAAAUUAAUUUAAAACCAGAAGUUUUUUAAUGUUUUUCUCAGAAAUAUCGCAAAAAUUGAAGUUUUGUGUGGAGUACUAACUAAAGAACUAACGGUUUUGAAUUUCUUUUUUUGGUUAUUUUCUCUGAAACCGUCAUAUUUAUCACACUUCUCCGUUUUUCAAGUUUAGAAACUUAUUUUCAAAGUUCCUGUGUUAAAAAUUCCCCCAUUCUCCCAGUUUUGCACAUUUCCACCAGUUUGUUGAAUGUUUUAGAUCUCUUUUUUUUCAUCCUAUUCUUCUACUUGUUCACCCCAAUUAUCAUCAAACUGUAUCCAUUUUCUUAUAUUUGUCAAAAAGAUAAAAGAAAAAUAAGAUGGACGCCGUUC
Caenorhabditis elegans is the source of this 1880-nucleotide messenger RNA. It is a transcript of the gene F48E8.2, whose product is annotated as E2F-associated phosphoprotein. NCBI's taxonomy places the organism in Eukaryota, Metazoa, Nematoda, Chromadorea, Rhabditida, Rhabditidae. The transcript is spliced from 6 exons. The record is from RefSeq and is marked reviewed. Bases 22 to 1425 code for a protein of 467 amino acids.